UCGGUUUUUAGUCUUGCCCCGAAUUCUUCUAGUCAAAUCCCUAAUCUCUUUCCGAAACCAAUUUCGCCAAAACAAUCAUCAAUGAGCAGCUCAAUCAAUCUAAUCUUCAAUAACCCAAUUUCCCCCUCCACCCAUUUACAGCGCCGCCGCCACCACCCAUUUCGGUAUCUCAAAAAUGCCCAUUUUCCCACCCCACUUGGAUGCCUGAAUGUCGACGUUUCCGCCCCUGAGGAGGCGGCGGCCUCAUCAAAGGUGAUCCAGAAGGGAAAUGUUGCUGCGGGUAAGACGAAGGAGAUAAUCGAUGACGAGAAAAGGGUUUUGGUGGGGACUUAUGCUAGGGUCCCGAUUGUGCUGUCCCAUGGCAAAGGUUGUAAACUGUAUGAUGUUGAGGGUAAGGAGUAUUUGGAUUUGAUGUCCGGUAUUGCCGUGAAUGCACUUGGCCAUGGUGAUCCUGAUUGGCAGCGGGCGAUUGUGGAGCAAGCUGACACACUCACCCAUGUCAGCAACAUAUACUACUCUGUUCCUCAGGUGGAGCUUGCAAAGCGUCUAGUUGAUCGGUCUUUUGCUGAUCGUGUUUUCUUUACGAACUCCGGAACGGAAGCCAAUGAAGCUGCAAUCAAAUUUGCUCGGAAAUUCCAGAGAUCUUCUCACCCUGGUGAAAACGAGCCACCUAUGGAGUUCAUUGCCUUCAGUAACUGCUUCCAUGGAAGAACCAUGGGAGCUCUUGCUUUGACAAGCAAGGAACAUUACAGAUUACCAUUUGAACCUGUGAUGCCUGGAGUCAAUUUCUUAGAAUAUGGUGAUAUUCAAGCAGCGGUGGAUCUUAUUCACAGUGGUAGGAUCGCGGCAGUGUUUGUGGAGCCUAUCCAGGGCGAAGGGGGUAUAUACAGUGCAACAAAGGAAUUCUUACAAGCAUUGCGUACAGCCUGUGACACUGCUGGGUCGCUUCUUGUGUUUGACGAGGUUCAAUGUGGCUUAGGUAGGGCUGGUUAUCUCUGGGCACAUGAACGUUAUGAUGUAUAUCCAGAUAUAAUGACUCUUGCAAAGCCUCUUGCUGGUGGUCUACCGAUUGGCGCUGUCCUAGUAUCUGAAAGGGUAGCUAGCGCCAUAGAGUUUGGAGACCAUGGUAGCACUUUUGCUGGUAGCCCACUUGUCUGUAGUGCUGCAACUGUUGUAUUGGAUAAGAUCUCGGAGGCUAGUUUCCUUGCCAGUGUAACAAAGAAAGGCCAGUAUUUUAAAGAACUGUUGACCAAGAACUUAGGGAAAAACCCACAUGUGAAAGAAAUUAGGGGCUUGGGGCUCAUCAUCGGCAUGGAGCUGGAUGUCUCUGCUUCACCACUUGUUGAUGCAUGUCGACAAUCUGGUCUGCUUGUCCUGACCGCAGGGAAAGGAAAUGUUGUUAGGCUUGUGCCUCCCUUGAUUAUUUCAGAGCAAGAAUUGGAAAUUGCUGCUGACAUUUUACUCGAUUGUAUUAAAGUGCUCGAUGAGUAAUAGCUAGAAACAUAAUAUGUCUAUUUCUAUGCUGAUUUUGGUCUAUCUUUAUGGCUGUGUAGUGUAUCAAGAGUUAUUAGUGUUUUAAACAUAUCAGAAUGGUCUUUCUGGUUUAAAUGUUCCUGUGAGUAUAAUCUAUAUUGCCAUGAUUAGAUUCCCUAGAUCAUAUUCUUUGACAAAGCUAGGAAUUUGUACUAUCUACAUGAUGUCAUCCCUCCCUUCUGUAAAGUGUCUUGUAAUCUGGAUCACCAUUAAUGGAAUAUACCUCGAGGAAAGCUCUGUUAGAAUUACAUUUGUUGUGGACCGGCCGGAAGGGAACCCAAUCGGGAGCUAGCUUGAACAACAUAUCAUUGGUGAACCCGUGGAUUGAUGUAUUAACAGCGUAUUAUCACAGUAUUGGUGGUGUUUACGGGAACAAUUUCCCGACAAAUCAACCGUUGGUGUUCAAUUUCAUAGCCGAUUGCUUCUUGAGUUUCAAAUAUUGGAAAGAAAGACUGAAGUGAGAGUGAUCGAAUAUGGUUCUACAGUGGAGGUGGUUCAUCAAGGGACAUUCGGUUGUCGGGAUGGAUCAUCCAAUGCAUCUUUAUAGAUAUAGUUUUCAUGUUGUUGGUAGGGGAUUUGGCAACUUUGAUAAGAAUAAGGAUGAUCCAUCCGAGAUGCCUCCAUGCUGAAAAGAAAGCACGAUAUAUGAGCUUGAAUUCUACACAAUCAUCUUCUUUGGAGUUUGGGGAAUUUGAAACUUUGAUUCCAAAGAUUGUUAUGUUUUUCUUUCGGUUCUGUACACUUCUAAGAUUGUCGGCAUUUUAUGAGUGUAAGUUGAAUUUAUUAAGGUUUGGGCAAUGUUUCAAGCUUCUCCAUCCGGUGUCAAGUAUAUAAACCAAAGUAAAACAAAAUGAAUCAAGUCCAAAAAGGUUUUUUAUAUUCAAUUCAUUCGACUAGCUCUAUAUAAAAUAAAUGCUAAGUUAC
Oldenlandia corymbosa var. corymbosa is the source of this 2457-nucleotide messenger RNA. The record is from the annotation of a GenBank genome assembly. NCBI's taxonomy places the organism in Eukaryota, Viridiplantae, Streptophyta, Magnoliopsida, Gentianales, Rubiaceae.